Messenger RNA from Temnothorax curvispinosus, 1149 nucleotides. RefSeq names its product SIN3-HDAC complex-associated factor-like. The transcript is spliced from 4 exons. Bases 687 to 1112 code for a protein of 141 amino acids. NCBI's taxonomy places the organism in Eukaryota, Metazoa, Arthropoda, Insecta, Hymenoptera, Formicidae. Gene Ontology annotation, biological process: negative regulation of cell migration. The record is from RefSeq and is a predicted model, not a curated record.
GAAUUUCAGAAAGAGGCGGGCGUUUAAGUGAAGCUCUGUCACGGGUAAAAGAGAGGGAGACCGAGUUUUCUCUUUCAUUUUGGAAAAACAAGUGGCCGGAUUGAGUUGUCGGCGUUGCUCUUAACACCACGUUUGACGACCGUGGCUUUUUUCCCCAAUUUCAACAUUGACGAUAGAUAUCGACUCUGGAAAACCAAGGAGAUUAAAAGAGGCGAAGGAAUACCGUAUCCGUAAAGCAGCGAAGAUCUAUUUUGGAAGGAGCAAGCGGUUUAAUUAAAACGGCGUCAUUUUUGACACAUUUGGCAACAGUGCCUUUCACUUUAUUAUAGACAUUCGUUGUGUUAAUUUGGAAAAGGGGAAAUUAAGAAAGUGAAGAAGUAUCAUUAAGGGAGAAAUAUCUCUAUUUUUUAUAAAAGAAAAAACUCUGGCACCGCUUUUGAUAUAUUUGGCAACAGUGUUUUUCGUCGACAUAGUUUCCAUUAAUUUCGGGAUCCUCGAAUCUCGAUCUUUGUGAUUCUUCGGCGAAACAUGAAGCUGGUAGUUGGGAGCGUGCUCAAUAAAAUCGGCGAUCAUCAUGACACACAUUUGAUGUUACUUUCGCGACGACUAUACUUUUUGGACACUUUAUCUACAUCUGUGUUACUCCGUGGCCUUCAGAAACGAUAGUGACGUACAUAGUGAGCAGGAUGUUCAGUUUUCACAAACCAAAGGUGUAUCGAUCUAGUACAGGCUGCUGCAUUUGCAAAGCCAAAUCUAGCAGUUCGAGAUUCACAGAUAGUAAAAAGUAUGAGGAUGACUUUAUGCUAUGUUUUCAACUUGAUGAGAGGCGUAGCGGAGAGAUAUGUAAUGCAUGUGUACUUCUAGUAAAAAGAUUUAAGAAGCUGCCUCCGGGAAACGAUCGCAACUGGAGACAUGUUGUGGAUGCCCGUGCUGGUCCUGGAAUUAAGUCGCUAACCAAAUUUAAGGCAAAAAAUAAAAGGAAACUUAAAGAUAAACCUGACAAAUUUGCUAAGAAGAAACAUGUCUAUGUAAAAACAGAAGCAGAUCGGGAACAAAGCCCAUCGAUAAGCGAUGAUUUGAACGGUUGGUUAAAUAGAAAUUUUGCUUCUUAAUCUAAUAUAUCAGUGGUCGGAAUAAUAUUACUUUUGA